This is a messenger RNA of Python bivittatus (Burmese python), 925 nucleotides long. RefSeq names its product mitochondrial ribosomal protein L40 (gene MRPL40). NCBI's taxonomy places the organism in Eukaryota, Metazoa, Chordata, Lepidosauria, Squamata, Pythonidae. Gene Ontology annotation, cellular component: mitochondrial large ribosomal subunit; mitochondrial ribosome. The record is from RefSeq and is a predicted model, not a curated record.
CGCGGUGCGUCGCUGGAGCGGUCCUCCGUCUGGACGGAGCCAUGUGGGCUCGGGCGGCGCUGGGCCUCUUCGGGAGCGGGGCGGGAGGCGUUUUAUUUCGUUCUCAGUUAAUCUGGAAUGUACAACUCCGAGCGAGCCACUGGCAAUCUUCACUCCUUGGACUGAGAACAGCUCUGCCGAUGAGAGCAGAACCCGCAAAGAAAAAAAGGGUAGAUCCAAAGAAAGACCAGGCUCUGAAAGAACGUCUGAAAAAGAAAAUCAGAAGAUUGGAAAAGGCUGCUCAAGAGCUGAUUCCUAUUGAAGACUUCAUUGUACCAUUCAGAUUCAUGGAUGAAAAAAGGGUGCGAGAGCUUACUCCGCUGUCCCCUGAAGAAAGUGAAAGGCGGGCUCAGCUUUUGAAAAAGUGGUCUGUCUACAAGUAUCAGCAGGACAAGGCCGAGAUGGACACCAUGAAAACUCUUGUCGCUGCCCAGGAACAGGCUUUAAAGGAACUGCGCCUGGAGUCAGAAGAGCUGUAUCAGGCGGCCAUUCAACGGGAUGUGCACUUGUUCCCUUUUGACAGGCAAGAACCCCUGCACAACCCCCCUCAGGCUAAGUAUGAAGCUCCUGAAGGGAAAUGUAACGAUCUCACAAGAAUAUAUACGUAUUGAUCUGGGCUGCUGGAAGAUCAGUGCUGUCAGCUAGCACAAACCCAUGACGUUCUGCCUGGUCAUUUGCUAGAUUUCAAGGACCAGUCCGAUAUGGCUGUUUGAUAAAAUCACUUGGAGACCAAUAGAUCAUACAAGGGUCAGUGGAAAAGGCCUUGAAUGUUGGCUCUGUUGAAUAGAGUUGGUUUGUCGGAAUCAAGUUUGCUAUAUGCUCCCAUCUAUGGGCAGCCACAUACAUUUAUUAAAUAAAUAAAAUCUUGUUGUAAGAUACAUAUAAA